AUGCUCGCCCCACGUGCGAUCAGUGGUUUAGCACCGUCAAGUUUAGAACAGAUUCUGAGGUUACGUCAUGAACGUAAUCAACGGACACCGAAAUGCGCCCGAUGUAGAAAUCACGGCACUGUUUCUGCGCUUAAAGGUCAUAAACGUUACUGUAAGUGGAAGGAUUGUAUGUGUGCGAAAUGUACACUUAUAGCUGAGCGACAAAGGGUGAUGGCUGCUCAAGUUGCGUUACGUCGUCAGCAGAGCCAAGAAGAAAAGGAAACGAAAGACCUCCAGAUGCUACUCGGCAGUAAUGCCAGUGACUUCUUGGAUAUUCUACGUAGAAGUGAACAGUCAGAUUUAUCAGCACCAAUCGACAAUGAGGGUGAGUUGUGA
Angiostrongylus costaricensis is the source of this 375-nucleotide messenger RNA. Lineage: Eukaryota; Metazoa; Nematoda; Chromadorea; Rhabditida; Metastrongylidae. The record is from the annotation of a GenBank genome assembly.